Molecule: messenger RNA, 4268 nt
Organism: Trifolium pratense (red clover)
Lineage: Eukaryota; Viridiplantae; Streptophyta; Magnoliopsida; Fabales; Fabaceae
Product: disease resistance protein RUN1-like
Exons: 5
Coding region: 545-3655 (1036 amino acids)
Biological process (GO): defense response; signal transduction
Molecular function (GO): ADP binding
Source: RefSeq, a predicted model, not a curated record
AUGUUUUAACCGAUAUAAAUUUUAUAAAAUCCACUGUUGGAUUGAAAGUUUAUAUCAUAUAGAUUUUGUAUAAAAUUUCAGACAAAUCCAAAAUCAUUUGAUAUGUUAUUGCAACACAUAAAAAUUAAUGAGUAAAAUAAUUUUAUAUACUCCCUCCGUCCCAAAAUGAGUGAGUCAUUUUGACUAUAUGCACUAUUUACAUAUCUUGUUUUGACCUUAUUUUUUUACUGAUAAAUAAAAACAAAUAUUAGCAUAUAAGAUGUUGGAUUCAUCUCGAUGAGUAUUUUCAAAAUAUCAUAUUUUUAUAAUUUUUACUAUUAUACAAUUAAAAAUAUUAAUCGUGAAAGUUAUGCAUUGACAUGCGUAACACAGUCAGCACGGAAUUAGUAAAUUAAAUUCUUGGGAGUAGACCCGCAUGCAUGGGACAAUGACUAGUUGGCAAAAAUAUUAAUGAGUGAAUAAUCAAUCUACCACCAUAAGCAAAGCGAAGCUUUGUAAGAGUUGACUGACUUGAAAUCCUCUCAUCAUCCAAAACAGUGAGUCAAUGUCUUCAUCAUCAUCAUCCUCCACUUCUCAAUGGAUCUACGACGUUUUCCUUAGCUUCAGGGGGGAAGACACACGUCGUAACUUCGUUUCUCAUCUCCACAAAGCCCUGUUAGAUGCCAGAAUCAACACUUUUCUGGACGAUAAAAAGCUUGAAAAGGGAACUGAGCUGGGACCAGAACUAACGCGAGCAAUAAAAGGUUCUCGUAUUUCCAUCGUUGUUUUCUCCAAAAACUAUAUCAGAUCUAGUUGGUGUCUUAAAGAGCUUGUACAAAUCAUGGCAUGCGCUAAAAACUGUGACCAGGUGGUGGUUCUGCCCAUAUUUUACCACGUUGACCCAUCUCAUUUGCGUUAUCAGAAAGAUGGUUAUGGAAAAGCUUUGCAAGCUUCUGCAAAAGGGAGGAAACAUUUGUUGAACGAUUGGAAGAUUGCACUAACCGAAGCUGCAACAAUUAUCGGUUGGGAUGCCAAAAAUGUUGGGACCGAUGUUGAGCUAAUUUCUCAAAUUGUUGCCGACAUUAAGAGAAAGCUAAACAGCAAAUUAUUGAAUAUUACUAAAUAUCCAGUUGGAUUGGAUACCCGUGUGCAACAAGUGAUUCGGUUAAUUGAAAACCGAUCAAGUGAAGUUUGCAUGAUAGGGAUUUGGGGGAUGGGUGGAUCGGGUAAAACAACAACAGUCACAGCUAUCUACAACCAAUUUCAAUGCAAAUUUGAGAAUCAUGGUUUCAUUGAGAAUAUUAGAGAAGUAUGUAAUGGAGGUGUUAAAGGGAUUAAACAAUUACAGAAACAACUUCUUGCAGAUGUUCUGAAAUCAAAUGAGAAAAUAUACGGCACUGCAUCCGGGAUAACAACAAUUGAGAAAAGAUGUACGGGGAAAAGGGCUCUCAUUGUACUCGAUGACGUGAGCACAUUUGAUCAAGUAGAAGCCCUGUGUGGAAAUCGUAAAUGUUUUGGUGCGGGAAGUGUAUUGAUUGUUACAUCCAGGGAUGUAAACAUACUUAAGAAACUUAAAGUUGACUAUAUCUAUAGCAUAAAGGAAAUGGAUGAAAUCAAGUCCCUUGACCUUUUCAGUUGCCAUGCUUUUGGACAACGACGUCCAAUUGAAGGCUUCAGUGAACUCUCAGAAAAGAUAGUUGCUUGCUGUGGAGGAUUACCACUGGCUCUUGAAGUCAUUGGAUCUUCCUUACAUGACAGGACAAUACAAGAAUGGGAAAGUACACUAUCAACAUUGGAGAAAAUUCCUGAUGAUCAAGUGCAUAAGAAACUGAGAAUAAGCUAUGAUGGUUUAAAGAAUAAUACAGAAAAGGAUAUAUUUCUUGACAUAUGUUGUUUCUUUAUUGGUGAGGAUAGAGCCUAUGUUACAGAGAUACUAAAUGGCUGUGGACUUUUUGCUGAUAUUGGAAUAACUGUUCUCAUUGAGCGGAGCCUCGUAAAAGUUGAAAAGAAUAACAAACUGGGAAUGCAUGGUUUGCUACGAGACAUGGGAAGAGAAAUUGUGUGUGAAAAAUCAACAAAACUGCUUGGGAAGCGUAGUCGGUUGUGGUUUCAUGAGGAUGCACAUAAAGUAUUGACAGAAAAUACUGGAACAGAAACUGUGGAAGGAUUGGUUUUGGUGUCGCAAAGCACCAGCAAUGUUUGUAUCAAAACUGAGGCUUUCAAGGAGAUGAAAAAUUUGAAACUUUUACGACUUGAUCAUGUUGAUCUUACUGGAGCUUUUAAGUAUCUUUCUAAAGAACUGAGAUGGCUCCAUUGGCAGAGAUUUACUCGCGAAUAUAUACCUGAUGACUUUUAUCUGGGAAAUCUAGUUGUUUUUGAGUUAAAACACAGCAAUAUUAAACGAGUUUGGAAUGAAACCAAGUUGAUGGACAAGCUGAAAAUUCUCAAUCUCAGUCAUUCCAAGUACUUGACAAGCACUCCUGACUUUUCAAAAUUACCAAAUCUAGAAAAGCUCAUUAUGGAGGACUGUCCACACUUGUCUGAGGUACACCAGUCCAUUGGGGAUCUGAGCAAACUUCUUCUGAUAAAUUUGAAAGACUGUACAAGUCUUAGCAAUCUCCCAGAGAAGAUAAAUCAGUUGACGUCUUUGACAACUCUCAUCCUUUCUGGUUGUUCAAAGAUUGACAGGUUGGAAGAAGGCAUAGUGCAAAUGGAAUCCUUGACAACACUGGCCAUAAAUGAUACAGGUGUGAAAGAGGAGCCAUAUUCUGUGGUAAGAUUGAACAACAUCGGGUAUAUAUCUCUAUGUGGAUGUGAAGGAUUAGCACAAGAUGUUUUUUAUUCUUUCAUUCGGUCUUGGAUGUCACCAACAAUGAAUUUGCCCCUUAGUAACUCGGACUUUCUAACACCAAUAGUUAGGAGCCUUCAACAACUCAGAACUGUUUGGAUACAGUGCCACUCAGAGAAUCAACUAACUCAAGAAUUAAAAAUAAUUUUUGAUCAAUUUGAUAUUAAUUCUACUGAAUCAGAAGCAUUGCCAGUCCCAAAUGAUUCCUUGAGAUCGCAUUUGAUUGGAAUGAGAAGAUUCUCCACAGUCAUCUCCACAGUCAUGGAUACUCUUGGCAAGAGCGUAUCACAGGGACUAACAACCAAUGAUUCGAGCAAUUUUUUCCUUCCUGGUGGCAAUCAUUCUUCUUGCUUAGCCUAUACAGGUGUAGGACCUUCAGCACCAUUUCAAGUUCCUAAGGAUAUUGAUUGUCGCAUGGAGGGAAUAGUCUUACGUGUUGUUUAUUCAUCAACAUUUGUAAAGCUGGCAGAUGAAUGCCUUACUAGUGUCUUGAUUGUUAAUUACACAAAGUGCACCAUCCAUAUUUACAAGCGAGACAUAAUCAUGUCCUUUAAUGAUGAAGAUUGGAAGAAUUUAACAUCAAAUCUAGGACCUGGUGAUGAUGUGAAGAUUUAUGUAGCUUUUGGGCAUGGAUUGAUUGUUAAGAAGACAAUUGUGUAUCUAGUAUCUGGCCAGUCUAUUAUUGUGGAAGUUGAUGAUGCUAACAUGGAAGUGGAGCCACCAGAGGAAGUGAACGUGCUGCCGUCCCCCGAAGUAAAGGUGAAGCAAUCACCAAAGCCCAAUAAAAGUAAAUUUACAAGACUAGGUGCAUUUUUACGCUUGAACUAGCAUAGAAAUAGAGGUUUGAACAAUUUUUGAUUGGACAUGCCUUUGCCAUAAAUGGGAUUUCCUUGUUUCAUGUUUGGCAAUAUUUUUAUGGAGGGAGGAGACACAGCCCUAAGUUUUUUAUAGAUAAAAUAAAAAGGAAAUUCAUGUGCUUACUAUCUGUUUUAAUGGAUUUGGAUAUAAAGCCAUAAUUCAACUUGAGCCAGAAUGUGAACACUAGCGCAACGGGCAAUGACAUUCUCUUCAAUGGGAAGGUAGCAAAUAUUGAGGAAGCGGUUCACGGGACUAAGAGGGUGUCGGGGUCUAAUCCACUGCCUUGCUUUCAUUGUAUCUGAUUAGAACUUUAUGUGGUUGGAGAUACUUUUUCGUGAUGUCCAGAGGCUGUUCUGUUAUUGUAUUUGCUGGUGCAGGAGCUAGUGUCUUCAUGUUGUCUCAGCAUUUAUUUCUAGCAGAUUAGGACUUGUUGCCGUAACAUGAAGAAUUGGGACAAAGACUUUCAAGUUGUCCAUGGUUUUCUUUUCUGCCAAAGUUGCACUUGUAGCAGGUUUCUUGUUAUAAGGAUGUAUUGUUGCUAGCUUUCUGUUGUUUCAGGCAAUUUUGCUAAUUUUCUGCUGAA